UCCUCUGUCACUUCCUGAUUCCUGCUUCCUGCUUUCCAGAGGCCGGGAUCCGGAGCCGCCCGAGGCCGGUACUGCAACCCCCGGCUUCCCCGGUGAGCGCGACAUGUCCUUCCGCAAAGUGGUCCGGCAGAGCAAGUUCCGGCACGUGUUCGGCCAGCCGGUCAAGAAUGACCAGUGCUACGAGGACAUUCGAGUGUCCCGCGUCACCUGGGACAGCACCUUCUGCGCUGUCAACCCAAAGUUCCUAGCAGUGAUUGUGGAGGCCAGCGGUGGGGGUGCCUUCUUGGUGCUCCCACUGGGCAAGACAGGCCGUAUUGACAAGGCCUACCCCACGGUGUGUGGGCACACAGGCCCCGUCCUGGACAUCGACUGGUGUCCCCACAACGAUGAGGUCAUCGCCAGUGGCUCAGAGGACUGUACUGUUAUGGUCUGGCAGAUUCCUGAAAAUGGUCUGACCUUGCCGCUGACAGAGCCGGUGGUGGUGCUGGAGGGACACAUCAAGCGAGUGGGCAUCGUCACCUGGCAUCCGACUGCCCGUAACGUGCUGCUCAGUGCAGGCUGUGACAAUGUGGUGCUCAUCUGGAAUGUGGGUACAGCGGAGGAGCUUUACCGUCUGGACACCCAGCAUCCCGACCUUAUCUACAAUGUCUGCUGGAAUCGCAACGGCAGUCUCUUCUGCUCGGCCUGCAAGGACAAAAGUGUGCGCAUCAUCGACCCCCGCCGGGGCACCCUGGUGGCGGAGAGAGAAAAGGCUCAUGAGGGUGCUCGGCCCAUGCGCGCCAUCUUCCUAGCAGAUGGCAAGGUGUUCACCACAGGCUUCAGCCGCAUGAGCGAGCGGCAGCUGGCACUCUGGGACCCGGGGAACUUGGAAGACCCCAUGGCCCUGCAGGAGUUGGACUCUAGCAAUGGGGCUUUGCUGCCCUUCUACGACCCUGACACCAAUGUGGUCUACGUCUGCGGCAAGGGUGACUCCAGCAUCCGGUACUUUGAGAUCACUGACGAGCCCCCCUACAUCCACUUCCUGAACACAUUCACCAGCAAAGAGCCCCAGAGGGGCAUGGGCAGCAUGCCCAAGAGGGGCCUGGAGGUCAGCAAGUGCGAGAUCGCCCGGUUCUAUAAGCUGCAUGAGCGCAAGUGUGAGCCCAUUGUCAUGACUGUGCCAAGAAAGUCGGACCUCUUCCAGGAUGAUCUGUACCCCGACACAGCUGGGCCGGAGGCAGCCCUGGAGGCAGAGGAGUGGGUGAGUGGCCGCGAUGCUGACCCCAUUCUCAUCUCCCUGCGAGAGGCCUACGUGCCCAGCAAACAGCGGGACCUGAAGGUCAACCGGCGCAAUGUGCUGUCCGACAGCAGGCCUGCUUCCACCCCUGCCCGCCUGGGGGCCCCCAGUCCUGCGGGCUCCACCGCUGUGACCACUGCCAGCGGCAGCCUCUACAGAGCAGAGGAGGCCAGGAAGCUGGACGAGAUAAUGCAGGAGCUACAGAAACUUCGGACGCUCGUCACGGAGCAGAGCGAUCGUAUCAACCGUCUAGAAGCACAGCUCGGCCGCUUGCAGAACGGGGACGCCUAG
Molecule: messenger RNA, 1567 nt
Organism: Chrysochloris asiatica (Cape golden mole)
Lineage: Eukaryota; Metazoa; Chordata; Mammalia; Afrosoricida; Chrysochloridae
Gene: CORO1B
Product: coronin, actin binding protein, 1B
Exons: 11
Coding region: 104-1567 (487 amino acids)
Biological process (GO): actin filament organization; cell migration
Molecular function (GO): actin filament binding
Source: RefSeq, a predicted model, not a curated record